AGUGCUUUUGUUUUGUUUUUGUAAUGGCGUGUUCCCUAAUUCUAGCAGCGCUGGGAGGAGGGUGCCUGGCCGUCUUCAUAGGACUGCGGCUUUGGGUGGUGCUUCAUCAUCGAGUCGUUGUGCCCCGCAAGUCGCUCAGUCUGUUGGUAGUGGCUGGGUCCGGUGGGCAUACCACAGAAAUCCUGAGACUGCUUGCAAGCUUGUCGAAUGAUUACACUCCAAGGCAUUAUAUCUUUGCUGACACGGAUGAAAUAAGUACCCAUAAAAUAAGGUCUUUUGAACUGGAGCGAGCUGAGAGAUACCCUGGUACCAUGUAUACCACUCACCGAAUCCCGAGAAGCCGGGAGGUGCGGCAGUCCUGGCUCUCCUCGGUGCUCACCACCUUGUACUCCUUGCUGUACUCCCUCCCCCUGACUUUCAGGCUGAAGCCGGAUUUGGUGUUGUGUAAUGGACCAGGAACAUGUGUUCCUGUCUGUCUCUCGGCCCUUCUCCUGGGGCUACUCGGAGUAAAGAAAGUGAUCAUUGUCUACGUUGAAAGUCUCUGCCGAGUGGAAACUUUAUCCUUGUCCGGAAAGAUUUUGUACUUCCUCUCAGAUUACUUCAUUGUUCAAUGGCCGACGCUCAAGGAGAAAUAUCCCAAAUCAGUGUACCUUGGACGAAUUGUUUGACAAUAAUAUUCAUUGUAAUUCAAAACAAAACAAACACACGCACAAAACUGUGUGUUUCGUAAAUAGGCUUCUGUGUGUCCUGAGAAUGAUUAGUAAGCAGGAGUGAAAUGUGUACAGAUACUGCACUGAUGAAACAGACGAGACGUCUCCUUUAAAAACAAACAUCAAUAAACAGCUGGCAUUAAGUGCUUAUGCCUCCUGUACGAUGAUGAAUUACCUUAUCUAAAAGGUAAAGGGGCUUAAAAGAAAAUUGUGGAAAAGUUUGGUUUUCUUUCCAUGAACUUUUUGAAGCCUUCUCCUAAGAUCCUUGAACGUCCUGGACAAGUGAAGUGACUAUGUUUUGUAAAAACAGGAAUUUGUACAAGUAAGGGGGGCUCCAGCUACCCUCAGCAAAGAAGGUGGAGCAUGUUUUCAUCUGAAAUCAAGGAGGCUUGAACCGAGUCUGCCACGAAGCUCAGACAAGAACGUGCGCCUGGACGCAGCCGGGGCACCCUAGACGGCAAGCCCGUCUGCUCUCAGGAGGGCUGCGCAGACCAGGGGGCAGUGGAAGAGGUGCACUGGGACAUGCGGACCUCUCACAAGGCCUAAUUUCAUUUGAAUCCUUUAUGGUUUAAAUAAAUUGUUAUAACCAAACGAUGGUAUAACCAAUUCAUUAUCUGGUUGUUAUAAAUUGGUAGCUGUAAUAAAGAUACCUUCUGUGAAUUCUGAGUUGCUGAGAGUCAACAGAAGUUAGUGUCUGCUUCUCUGUCAGUCUGAAAGACUGUGUCCUUUUAACUUGGGUGCUCUGACUUAGCCCUGGGUGGUUAGGGAAUAAGAAAGACGAAGCUGGUAGGUCCAAACGAGAGACAAUCAGGUAGGCUCCCAAACAUGUGGCCAGUGCCCACUGAGGUAGCCCUGGGUGGCUGGGACAGGAGACAGAAUAGGCCAGCUGGCCUGAAGUGGAGGGAAUUAUGUAGACUCCCCAGCUUGCAGCUGGUACCUAUUAGCCCCAUGUGGCUGGAGCCAAGAGAGAGUGUCACUUGGAAUGACUGGUAACAAGGAUAGAGGAGCAGAAAGGUGAAGACUGGAUCCGUUUUCAGGUGAAAAUUGGAUUGAUACUGAUCCUUCCCAGGAACUUAGCACUGAAGGUGUAAUUUGCCCUCCGUGUUCCUUGUUUAAUGCAGUAAGCAAUGAGGAUGGGAUUUCUUAGAACGGCCCUAAUCCAUAGAGACAGAAACAUGGGAAGAGAUAGGGUGAGUGAUCUAGGAAUGAGAAGUGUUUUAUUCGUGGAUGAUCCUUUGGUUAUGAUCUGUAAUGGCUAAAAUGAAAGUAAGACAUGAGCUGAGUCUGGAUUCCGGGUGAUUCAGGAAUGUGAUGGGGAAAAUCUUGAGGCAAGGCUAAGGCUCGAUUUUUGCUAGCAUGAGCCGCAGACUUGGAACUGUUUUCAAGGGGAAGCAAGGAAGAAAGAGAGAAGCCAGAUAGAAUUCUCUCUUUGGCAAAUGUGUCUGCACGAAGGAGGGCUAAUGAAGACAUUCCCAAAUAAACAAAAGCUGAAAGAGUUCACUAAAAGUAGACUCACCAACUAUAAAUGCUAAAGGAAGACCCUCAGAUGAAAAGGAUAUGAUACUAGAUAAUAACAUAAACCUGUUCAGACAAAACAAGAUCCUCAAUAAAGAUAAUUUCAUCAGUAAAUAUAAGGGCCAGUUUAUGAUUUCUUUGAUCAUAAUUCUAGUUGUUAUGCCUCCAUUUUAUCUAACAAAUACAAGGGGGUGUCCCACCCUCCUAAAAAUAAUAGAAAAAAGCUCAGCUGGGGGGAGUUUUCUUAGUACACAUUAUUCCCUGCUAGGCGAGCAUCAAGCAACUCCCUCUGAGUUAGUGCACCCAGUGGCUUUGCCUGGGAAGG
Molecule: messenger RNA, 2550 nt
Organism: Echinops telfairi (small Madagascar hedgehog)
Lineage: Eukaryota; Metazoa; Chordata; Mammalia; Afrosoricida; Tenrecidae
Gene: ALG14
Product: ALG14 UDP-N-acetylglucosaminyltransferase subunit
Exons: 4
Coding region: 24-668 (214 amino acids)
Biological process (GO): dolichol-linked oligosaccharide biosynthetic process
Cellular component (GO): UDP-N-acetylglucosamine transferase complex
Source: RefSeq, a predicted model, not a curated record